CUUUGCACGCUUGAUGUGGUCUUGUUGCAUGCUGCGUUAGUGACUCGUUGUCUACGUUUUCCCGACAUUUUGUCCUUUUCUCUGUAGUUAUUGAAGGAUUGGCUUGGUUUGCAAUCAAAACGGUGCUGUUAUUGCUUUUUAAAAUUUCUGUCGUGUGUAAAAGCAACACUUUUACUCGUGUGAAAAAAAGAAAACGUGGACGAUUAAUGUACCUUAUAUGUAGCACAUAUAAGAUACGCAUCUUCCUCCAAACGUACAACCGAAAGUGCCUCCAUCAUGUCUACGACUAGUGAUCUCCGGGAGAAGCUGCGGGAGAAACGGAGAACACUGCAAGCAUCUUUAGUGAAGGUGAAGGAUGACACUCAGGCUCUGGUUCCCUCCGACUCUGAUAUGCCUAAGGACAGUGACCACACUGCGGUUGAGGAACUGAGCGGCAGAGAGGACCCGGGUGAGACCCUGCGACGCUCGCUGAAGGCAAAGAGAAUCACGAGGAAAAAGAAGCUGUUGGAAGAGAUGUCAGCGGAGGCCCCCCCAGAGGAAGUGUUGGAGGAGGAGGAGGAGGUCACGGCCGUGCAGGAGCUGCAGUGUGUGCAGGAGGAGACGCAGGCCAAGGGAGGCCGCUCAGUCCGGUUACAGAGAGAUCUUCCUCCUCUCCCUGCCGUGUCGAGGGCCGACUCCAGUGUCCCGCAGAGCUCAGUGAGGCAGCGUGUGAGGGACAAGCUGAGAGAGGCCAGGUCCAAGGCUGCGAGCCUGUUACAGCAGGAGUCCUUGCUGGAGUCGGCCAGUCGCUUACAGAGUCUCCGGGACGGGGAGACGCGCACCAGGUUCGACAGGGAGACAGAUCUGGAGCUCGCUGAAGGCGAUCCAUCCUUCGCCACUAAGGUGAAAUUCCGCGACGCAGCCAGACGAGUCACCAGGGACAGUAGGGCAGAAACUGGGCUGCCCUCUGCUGAGGAGGCGUACAACUUCUUCACCUUCAACUUUGACCCUGAACCCCAAGAAGACCAGCACAAGGGUCGACUGAAAAGAAGACCCAGGAGAGGAGAGGGGGAAGGGGAGGAAGAGGAGGAGGAGAGAGAAGAUGAAGAGACUGAGACGGCAAGAGAGCAUGCAGAAGGAGAUCAGUCCAGGGAAGAAGACGCACCUCUGGUCAGAGAGGAAGACGAGGAUCUGUUCAUUAUCGAUCAGUCAGCACGGGACUUCCUGGAAGUGACGAGGGCAGAGUGCAUGGAGUACAGCACACGUGUGCAGAGAGAGGAAGAGCUUCUCUUCACUCCAAGCACGAGGCCAGUGCCAGCUUACAGCAAGCUACCAGAGAAUGUUCAGCCACGCUACCUGGAGGAGGAGGGGCUUUACGUCGGGGAGAGACCGCCGGUCUCCCUGUCCAAUCAGAACAUUCUGGAAAACCGCAUUCUGAUGCAGGAUCAGGGCAAGAAGUGGUUUGGGGAUGACGGGAGGAUGGUGGCUCAGCCUGACCCAAUCAAAGAGUCCUCGACGAGACCGCCCCUUUUCCAUCUGGAGGAGGAGCUAGACCCAGGACUACAGACCGUCCACAGGAAGACGCUGACGUCGAAGCACAUGAACCGCUACACCGUGGGAAUCGGGGACUCCCAGGGAGACUACCAGCUGGACGUGGACGUGUCUGGCCUCGUUUUCUCCCAUCACCCCUUGUUCAGCAGGGAGCACGUUCUGGGGGUGCGUCUGGCCCAGCUGUGCGACCAGCAGCUCAGCCGACAGCACAAAGACCUCAACCGCCUCCUCAGCGAUAAGUUGAAUGGUUUGAGGAACACUGUUCGGAAUAUGUUGGAGCUGCAUAAUGGAGAUGGCCUCAGUCAUGUGACCCAGCAAAGAAUAGCAGAAUACAAACAGGAAGUGAGGCACACACGUCGGCUACGAGACGCGGAGCAGGAGAAGGACAGAACGUUGCUUAAGAGCAUCAUAAAAGUCUGGAAAGAGCUGAAGGCUCUCCGGGAGUUCCAGAGGUUCACCAACACGCCCUACAAACUCUAUAUCAGGAAGGUGGAGGUGGAGCAGGCGUCGGACGAGCUGGAGCAGGAGGCGGAGGUCCAAGCGGAGGUGGCAGAACUGCGGGCGGAGUACACGGAGGACUACGAGACGAAGAUGAGUGGCUACAGAGGACAGCUGGAAGAAUGGAAGUCCUGGAGGAGGAAGGAGAAGGUUCUAAAGAAGAAACAGAAGCAGAGAAAACAGCUGUCCCGGGAUGAGGAAGAUGAGGGAAGUGAAGAAGAGCUGGGAGAGGAGCCCGUGAAGCCAGAAGCUCCAGAGAAACCAGACUUAGCAGGUCUGGAGCAGCAGGUGCGCAAGAAGGCCGCCAAGAUCCGCAGGAGACCCGGGGAACCAGUUCUGCUACCGGAGCUUACCACCGCCGGUCCAGUAACUCCUAACGAACAGUGUCCUAGAGGUGAAUUAGCACGGAGGGAAGAUGUGACAAAGCGUUCUCUAUACAUCAAAGUCUUGUACAAUGACAAAGAAGUUUCUAGAACAGACAGUCGCUCUUUGAGCACCGACUUCAGAGUUCAUUUUGGCCAAAUCUUCAACUUGAAGAUAGUGAACUUGCCGGAGAGCAUCAAACUGCAGAUAUAUGAGAGCAUUGGCUCCUCCUCAUCUCAGUUAGCAGAGGUGUGCGUGCCGAUUCCAGAAUCUUCCGUGUUAACAGGCACCGCUCCUUCUGAGGAACUGGAGUUCAGCAGCAACCAAAGAGUCAUGUUCAACCAUGAGGGAGUCGGAAGUGAUGUGCCGUUCUCGUUCGCGGCGGAUGGCAGUGACCGGCACACCCUGCUGACCUCGGCCAAGCUGUCCUGCUGCGUAUCGUGGGCUGUAGGCGAGGGCGGAGUGCCCCUGGCCCCCCCUACCAGCCAGCCCGCCGCAGGCCUGCACAGUGGUCUGAGGCAGAGGGAUGCUAUAGCCUGUAUCGGUGCAUCAGGUCUGAAUGACAUGAAGAAAUUGCGGAAGUGGGCGGCGGACUCUCGCCUUGACCCCAAUGACCCCAACAACGCCUCCAUAAUGCAGCUGCUCUCAAUGUCCGGCGGAGGGGAGGUGGCCGUCCCCGAUUACUUCCGACUGGAGCAGCUGCAGGAGGAGUUUAACUUCCCGUCCGACGGGGAGCUGGAUCGCUCUCGCCGCUUCCGCCUGCUCCGGCUCCGGAGCCAAGAGGUGGCAGAGUUCCGCAACCUUAAAGCCAUCCCUGCCCUGGAGCGUGAGAUCUCUGAGAAAGUGUUUGAGGACUAUGAAUGCCGGCUGAAGGAAGUUGAAAGGGUCGAUGCCAAGGACCAUAUAGAUGGACACCGUGCCCUGGUUGCCAAGUAUUUGCAGAAGGUGCGUAAGUCAGUCGUUAAUCGCUUCCUCAUCACAAAGCAUCAUUUCAUCCUGUCCGAUCUGGUCAUAGAAGAAGAGAUCCCUAGCAUUGGGAUUCUGGGCCUGAACCUGUUUAAGCUGGCUGAGCCCAAGCGCCCCCUGAAGCCACAGAGGAAGGAGAGGAAGAAAGUGACAGCACAGAACCUCUCAGACGGAGACAUCAGACUCCUGCUCAACAUCAUCAGAGGCUACGACAUCCCUGUCCGCAGACCUAAUGCCAGCAAACCAGUGGGGGCACGUAAGGGUUCCCGCUCCUAUGGCGACCCCUUUACAUCAGCUCAUUCCUCCCAGACAGCGCUGCAGGGCAGUGAGUGGCCCCUGGGACAGCCCGUGAUUCAGCCCUUCGUGGAGGUGUCUUUUCAGCGUACAGUGCUGCGGACCUCCACAGCGGAGGGACCAAACCCCUGCUGGAAUGAAGAGCUAAUCCUGCCGUUCAGUGCACCCAGUGGAGACUACAGCACAUCCAGUCUGCAGGCUGUUCGUGACGAAGUUUUCAUCAACAUUUUUGAUGAGAUCCUCUAUGAGGUGGUGGAGGAUGAGAGAGAACGGGGAGCCAGUGUUCAUACUCGCAUCGAGAGACACUGGCUAGGAUCCAUUAAGAUUCCAUUCAGCACAAUCUACCUGCAGUCACGGAUUGACGGGACGUUCAAGGUAGCCACGCCGCCAGUGUUGCUAGGCUACAGCAAGGAGCGGAUCCUGGGCAGUGAGGGCGGGUACGAUGCCGUUCGGAGCCCGAGUGAGGGCACCUUCCUCACGCUCUUCGUCACCAUCGACCCUCAGCUCGUACCCGGAGACCCCAUCAGGGAAAAGUUCGACACUCAGGAGACGGAGCGAUUGCUGCUGGCGUGCGAGCUGUACGAGAAGGAUGCACACAGGCGUUUCCCUGACCGGCGCUGUGUCACCACUGUCGUGGACAUGAAUGGCAAAACCGUGUUCGUCACGCGCUUCAUACGACCCCUGACCCCUCCACAAGAGCUGCUGGAUGCCUUCCCCAACAGCCCACAGGAGACUAUGGAGCUGGUGGCUCGGUACGUGUCCUUUAUCCCUUUUCUGCCUGACAGCGUGUCUUUCGCCAGCGUCUGCGACCUGUGGAGCACUUGCGAUCAAUUCCUGACGCUGUUAGCCGGGGACGAGGAGGAGCACGCCGUUCUGCUCUGCAACUAUUUCUUGGCCAUGGGCAAAAAGGCAUGGAUUAUCAUAGGAUCCGCCCUCCCUGAGGGCCCCACUGCAUAUGUUCUGACCCAAGAACAUAGCCGGUACCUGAUCUGGAACCCCAGCACCGGACAGUACUAUGGCCAGUACGACACAUUCUGCCCCCUACAGGCUGUGGGCUGCCUCAUCAACACAGACAAUGUAUGGUGUAACAUUCAGGUAUACGCUGCUCCGAUGAGGAUGAGUUUUGAUGUCACUAAACCGAAGUGUUGGAAGCCAUUUUUUUCCAGAACAUUCCCUGACCCCGGCCUCUCCAGUGUACAGCCGGAGUACCUAGUGUACAGACGGACAGACCAGACUGCUGCCGCUGAGCUCCAGGACAGGAUAGAGAAGAUCCUGAGGGAGAAGAUCAUGGAUUGGCGCCCCCGACACCCGACUCGCUGGAACCGUUAUUGCACUUCCACAUUACGCCACUUCCUGCCCAAGAUGGAGUUGAGCGGAGGUCGCGAGGUGUCUGAGGAACAUCGCGUUGAGCUACAGAGUCUCCUGGGAGAUUACAGGAUUUCGGGGUUCCCCUUGCACCUUCCUUUCUCAGAGAUUCGACCAAUCAUCGAAGCCGUUUACAGCACAGGGGUCCAUAACGUGGAGGCCCCCAGCGUGGAGUUUGCACUGGCUGUGUAUGUGCACCCUUACCCCAGUAAUGUGCUCUCUGUCUGGGUCUACAUCGCUUCACUGAUCCGCACACGCUAGCAUUCCUAACAUGGAGCAGUUGGGAAGCAUUUCCAAUUGGCUUUUCAAAUAUUUUAUUAGACUGACUUUUUUUUUUUUUUUUAAUUGUACAUUGAAAAUUGAAGAGCUGCUUGCAUGUUUACAAUUAUAGUUGCAGGCAAUCCUGUUUAUUCAGUUAGUUUAUAGUUUCCAAUUAACUUAAUAUGCAAAUGUUUUUUUUCUAAAAAAAAAUUUCUAAAGUAAAAAUACAGAAUAUGUAUUGGAGUAAUUUGGAUUAUGUCUGCUUUGCAAUUAAACUAUAAGAUAACAUGUAAGCGCAA
Molecule: messenger RNA, 5576 nt
Organism: Electrophorus electricus (electric eel)
Lineage: Eukaryota; Metazoa; Chordata; Actinopteri; Gymnotiformes; Gymnotidae
Gene: cc2d2a
Product: coiled-coil and C2 domain containing 2A
Biological process (GO): protein localization to ciliary transition zone; non-motile cilium assembly
Cellular component (GO): ciliary transition zone
Source: RefSeq, a predicted model, not a curated record